GGGCAGCCCGGCGGGGUUUGGGCGCUGCACCGCGGCAAGAUGGCGGACAGGGAGGAGGCGCUGAGGGAGUUCGUGGCCGUGACCGGCGCCGAGGAGGAGCGAGCGCGGUUCUUCCUCGAGUCCGCCGGCUGGGACCUACAGAUUGCACUCGCCAGUUUCUAUGAGGACGGGGGUGAUGAAGACAUCCUGACCCUUCCCCAGCCCACACCCAGCUCCAUAUCCAGAGGCACUGGAGCCAGUGACCAUCGAGUAACCUCGUUCAGAGACCUUGUGCAUGCACAGGAGGAGGAUGAUGAAGAGGAGGAGGGACAGCGGUUUUAUGCUGGUGGCUCAGAGAGAAGUGGCCAGCAGAUCGUGGGUCCUCCGAGGAAGAAGAGUCCCAACGAGCUGGUGGAGGAUCUGUUCAAGGGAGCCAAGGAACACGGCGCAGUGGCGGUCGAUCGGACGGCCAAGAGCAGUGGCGAGACGAGCAAGCCAAAGCCUUUUGCAGGGGGAGGAUAUCGCCUUGGGGCUACUCCAGAGGAGGAGUCGGCUUAUGUGGCAGGAGAGAGGAGACAGAACUCUUCUCAGGAUGUGCACGUUGUACUGAAGCUCUGGAAGAGUGGAUUUAGUCUGGAUAGUGGAGAGCUGAGGAGCUACCAGGAUCCGUCCAAUGCCCAGUUCCUCGAUGAUAUCCGCAGAGGAGAAGUCCCAGCUGAACUGCGCAGGUUAGCACGGGGUGGACAGGUGAACCUGGACAUGGAAGAUCACCGUGAUGAGGAGUAUGUGAAACCUAAAAGUGUCUUCAGAGCUUUUACUGGAGAAGGACAGAAGCUGGGCAGCACCGCACCCCAGGUGAUGGGCACCAGCUCACCAGCCCAGCAGGCAGAGAACGAAGCCAAAGCCAGUUCUGCCAUCGUGAUCAAUGAGUCUGAGCCCAUCACCAACAUCCAGAUCCGGCUUGCUGACGGCGGGCGCCUGGUCCAGAAGUUCAACCACAGUCACAGGAUCCGUGACAUCCGGCUCUUCAUAGUAGAUGCUCGGCCAGCGAUGGCUGCCACCAGCUUCGUCCUCAUGACCACCUUCCCCAAUAAAGAGCUGACUGAUGAGAACCAGACCCUGAAGGAAGCCAACCUGCUCAACGCUGUCAUCGUUCAGCGGUUGACAUAAAGGACCCCAGCUCUGGCCACACAACCGCGGGGCCGUCUCCUCCCGCGCGUGUGCCGGUGCCGCGCCACGCAGGCCCACAUCUGCUCCUAGCUCUGGGUUCUUAGGUCUUGGUUGGACUUUUUCUCUUUAGUUGCAUUUCCCAUGGGUUUUUUUUGUGAUGAUGAUGAUGAUGAUGAUGAUCAGUGGACUUUAAAAUAAAUAAACGAAACGAAUUCGUUUGGAAAGGAGCUGCAGCCUCUUGUGCCCCAGAUUCCCCCAGAAGAGUCCAGUUACCUUGUGGAUUGAGUUACUGCACUCAGAGAGGGGAGGAGGGCAAGGGGGAAGGGAGCUCCAGGGAGCAGUUUCUGUCAGUGGACUGCUCACCACAGUCUUUUCUCUUCCCUGCAAUGACUACUAUAAAGUACUCCCUUUUUUCCCCCCACAUUAAAUAUAAACUGUCUGAGAAUGGGUGAUCUGAUUGUCAGGAUAAUGGUUAGACUCCUGUAAAAGCAUUGUGGGGGAAGUCUUUGUGAAAGAGCUCCAUGUGGGGAGAGGUGCAAGGUUUAACACUCCUGUGCUUUUCUGGAGAGAAAUCCCUGACUUUCCUUCUCUCAGCAGAACUCUGGGUACUCAUUGCAGUCCCCACCUGUUCUGCCUUUGCUUUUUAUGACAGGCCAGACUGGCUACAGGUUUAAAUUGCUGUACUGCAUUUCUCUGAGAAACUCUGCUUCCGACUUCUUUCCAAUAAGGCACAAAACUGAAUCAGCUUGAAGUGACUGGAAGUAAAAGGCAAACAGAAUCUGUCUUACUGGAAA
Molecule: messenger RNA, 1943 nt
Organism: Sturnus vulgaris (Common starling)
Lineage: Eukaryota; Metazoa; Chordata; Aves; Passeriformes; Sturnidae
Gene: NSFL1C
Product: NSFL1 cofactor
Biological process (GO): nuclear membrane reassembly; Golgi organization; autophagosome assembly
Cellular component (GO): nucleus; cytosol
Molecular function (GO): ubiquitin binding
Source: RefSeq, a predicted model, not a curated record